Messenger RNA from Naegleria fowleri, 699 nucleotides. RefSeq lists its product as uncharacterized. NCBI's taxonomy places the organism in Eukaryota, Heterolobosea, Eutetramitea, Acrasida, Naegleriidae. The coding region runs from base 1 to 699 and encodes 232 amino acids. The record is from RefSeq and is a predicted model, not a curated record. The transcript has a single exon.
AUGCGAAUGAUUUCUACAAUCAGAGAAUUACAAAAACAAUUUUUAGACAUGACGAACAUGAUCAAACUUUAUCGUGCUUUCAUUCCAGUUCAUUUGUUGCAACAAUUAGACAAAAAGAAUUUAGAAGAAGAACAGAAACCGAAAGAACAAACAAUCUCAUCCCAUCGCACAGAGAAUAACAAGAAGCAGCAGCCGAUUGCUGCCAACGUUUCAUCAAAAUGUUCUUCUUCAGACUUGUCUUCUGUUUCUUUAGCAAGCCGCUCCACACAUAAUACUUCUCUCCAAAAGAAUUCACGAAAUUUGAACAUGUUCUCCUUAUACUUGGAAAAGAAAAACGUGACUCUUCUUCAUAUGGUGCUGGAUGGUUUCUCUGCUAUUCUUUCAAAAUUGGAACAUCCAAAUGAAUGUUUGCACAUGCUGUCGGAUGUGUUUGAUCAAGUCAAUACGACGUCAAAAAUCGCUGGAGGAUUACUUGGUAACUUUGAAAACGACUCCUUCACAAUAUCUUUUAAUUCCUCUAUUCAGAAUGUAAAUCAUCAAGAGAAGGGAACUCUCUCUUCAAAACAAUUACUGGAAAGAAUUAUGGUAUUGAAAACCAUUUCGAUUCUCAAGAAAGAUCAACUAAUGACCUUAAUAGAAGUCUUAAAAAUUAGAAUUGCAUUGAUUCAACAAGAAUGUCGGAAAUGUGGGAACUCGUGA